Molecule: messenger RNA, 1194 nt
Organism: Ananas comosus (pineapple)
Lineage: Eukaryota; Viridiplantae; Streptophyta; Magnoliopsida; Poales; Bromeliaceae
Product: UPF0481 protein At3g47200-like
Exons: 2
Coding region: 1-1194 (397 amino acids)
Source: RefSeq, a predicted model, not a curated record
AUGGCAUCCGCCGACCAAACCACGGCCGAGUGCAGAGAGCUUGCUGCCAUCAUGAAGGCGAGCAAUGAGAAGGUACGAGCAGAGGCUCAAUUGGGCAAGCCCCUCACACAGAAGUCGAUGGAAGUGGUCAAGAAAGCGGCCGCUCAUGACUUUUGCAACAGCACAAGACACUCCGUCGAAGAUUUCUACAGAAAGGUCCCAAGACACUCCGUCGAAGAUUUCUACAGAAAGGUCCGUGCAGUCGCUGGGGAGGCUCGGAGUGGCUAUGCGGACCUAUUUGAGUACAUGAGCGAAAAGGAAUUCGCCGACAUUGUGUUCUUCGAUGGCUGCUACCUGUUGGAGUUCGUAGCGCUUAUGACUGGCAAUUGCAUGCCUUCUUCGUCCAUCUUCAUGAGCUUCAGCACCUUCCGCGGCUCACAGAUCAGGAAGGACAUCUUGUUGCUCGAGAACCAGAUUCCGUGGGUGGUGCUGGAGGCCCUCAUGAGUUUGCGACGUGUGUGGAUCCACUGGUUUGCCCGAGCAAUUGUCUCUUCCUUGGAGAUGGAGUCGCCUCCCCAGUUCGACGAGGGCGCCGUCAGCGGUUAUAAGCCCUGCCACCUACUAGACCUCGUGCGCGAGAGUUACCUAGGCCCCAGCAUUGAGUCAAAACCCAGUGGGUUAACUCGUUUCUCGCUCUUCAGCUCUGCCAUGGAGCUCACAGAGAUCGGGGUUCGGUUCCGCGCCAGUGAUAUGUCCCGGUUCCGGGACAUUACCUUCCGCAGCGGCUUGCUCUUCGGGUGGCUGUCCCUUCCGCCGAUCCAAAUCGAUGAUGCGACCCAGACCGUAAUAUCGAACAUGGUGGCGUUCGAGACUUGCGCCGUCGGUGUGACCGACUACGGGGUCGGCUCUUACCUCUCUCUGCUCGCCCUCCUCUUGAGCAGCGAGGAGGACGUGAAGGAGCUGAGAUUGAAGAAGAUAUUUAGCGACGUGAGCGACGGGCAGGCUCUGGCCUUCUUGAAGUCCCUCAACCCACACCUGGGGAAGGGCACAAGCUUCAUGCAGGUGCUGCAGACAUAUCUGAUAGGUGUUAACAAAAAAAUUGAUCGACUAGGAAACGGCCUAGGAUUUGUCUUAACACUCCUCACUCGCGUGCACGGUGAGUAUCAAAUGAACCAUGCCAAAAGGUCUGAGAUAAUGGAAAAUACAAUGGAAUAA